Rosa chinensis is the source of this 3162-nucleotide messenger RNA. RefSeq names its product cyclic nucleotide-gated ion channel 1. The transcript is spliced from 8 exons. NCBI's taxonomy places the organism in Eukaryota, Viridiplantae, Streptophyta, Magnoliopsida, Rosales, Rosaceae. The coding region runs from base 1307 to 3019 and encodes 570 amino acids. Gene Ontology annotation, biological process: transmembrane transport; monoatomic ion transport. The record is from RefSeq and is a predicted model, not a curated record. Gene Ontology annotation, molecular function: monoatomic ion channel activity. Gene Ontology annotation, cellular component: membrane.
CUCCCUCACACAAUUAAACCAUCAUGCAGCACCACCACCUACCCCGACCCAGUACUCCAUGUCUAUCGUCAACAAGCCUUCUCCCCUAAAAAUUAUUCUGAUUCUUUUCUUGAAAAAGAAAAUAAAAAUAUCCGUAAAGAUCCUCCCAUGUCUGUCGUCAACAAGCCUUCUCCCCUAAAAAUUAUUCUGAUUCUUUUCUUGAAAAAGAAAAUAAAAAUAUCCCUUUUUCAGAUUCGGAUUCUCCGAUCUGUCUCGGCCAUCGUCACCGUCUCGCCGCCAGUCUCAAAUCCUUGAAGGAAUGGACUUCUGAUUGUCGCAUGCUUAACGAGGUGAGCAGAAAGUUCGGCAAAUUGAUUUUCAAGUUUCUUUUGGAGCUACAGAGAAGGAAAAGAAAAAAAGGGAAAAAGGAGAACAGAGGGCUGGUCUUUUUACCAUUUUAUGGAAGAGAUAUGAAAUUAUAAAUUAAACAAAAGUCACUAACUGUGAUUGAAAACCAUCCAAAACCCAUUACUCUUUUCCAUAUAAUUGACCUAAACACUCAUAGUUUACACCUCCCUCUCUUGGAUUGGAUCAAGAAGACGACCCUGAAACUUUGAUGAAUUAAGAACGCGAUCAAGGUCGAGAAGGAGAGCAUCACCAGAAAAUGGUGAAUUUGGGUAUUCGUAUUAUUGGGGUUUUAAUGAUCAAGAUUUUGUAUAUCAUCUUGGCCUUCGGUUACCUCUUAGAUUUUGUAGAUCGAUGGUUCUUUGGUUUGGUCGGCCCUGAAAGGAAGGAGCAAGUCUCUGUUGAGUGGAGGCUGCACCUUUCUUUCUUUUUGGUAAAGUGGAGGCUGCAUCUUGGGUUCAUUAGAAUCAGACACAGAGGUUAAAAUGGGCAGUGAAAAUAUACACAUGAGGAGCGAGAAACGUUUUGGUUGCUUUAGUUUCUCAACAAAUAGAAAAUUGACAGAUGGCUGAGUAUGUCUCACACACACUCGACUGGGGUAUAUAGCACUGCCCUUCUUUGCUUUACAAAUCUCGCCCUCCUCCUCUUCCAGAUUGCUUGGUAAUGAGUUUAAAACAACACUACUGAAGCACGCAAGUUUUCUCUGUCUAGCUGUUUCUCUAUCCUGGCUCGUACGGUUGUACCCUUAAUUAGUUCUUCUUCUGUUUUUUGGUCAAAGUAUCCUUGGUUCCAGUCUACUUGUCCACAUCGUAAACUUGCCAUAAAACGGGACCACAUUCUAAAUAACUGUGACUCGAAGAAUUGGCAGAGAAAAAAAAAAAAAAAACUAAAGCACCCUUACAUCGUACCUAAAGAGCCAUAAAUGAUGAGUAAUUUGGAGAAAACCCGGAAGAGCCCAUACAUAACUCGAGUCUUAGUGGAUCCAUUGUUCUUUUACCUUCCAAUAAUUGAUGGGAAAAGAAAGUGCAUUGGAAUGGACACAAUAUUGAGAAAUGUGACACUUAUUUUCCGAUCACUCACCGAUAUCGGUUUCAUGGUGAAUAUUAUACAUAAAAUUUGUGAAGCUGUGAAUAAAACAAGGGCAGAUUGUCUUAAAAACAUUGAAAAAAUGACUGCUGAAGAACGAAACCGAGGUGUGAGCGGAAAUAAGUUUGCUAAGUCAUUAGCUCGUAACUUGUCGUGGCACACCAUCUUAAUCGACUUUUUGGCUGUUCUUCCCAUCCCCCAAGUGAUAAUAGUAGCUGUUAGAAGCUCUAGAUGUUUGGAUAAAAGAAAGAUACUAAACUUUCUUCUUCUCGCCCAGUAUCUGCCGAGGGUUUAUCGAAUGCGUCAUUCAUCUAUACAACUUAGACCAAGGACUGGAAUAUGGGUUAAAUGUUCAUUCUAUUUUUUCUUGUACAUCCUUGCCAGCCAUGUACUUGGAGCCUUUUGGUAUUAUUUUUCUAUUCAACAAGAGACAUCUUGUUGGCACCAGGCGUGCAAAAAGCAUGGUGGAGUAAAAUGUAAUUUUUACUGCCAUGAAAACAUGACUUCAAGAGAUUUGACAUUCAUCAAUUCUAUAGAUAAAUAUUGCCUUGUAGAUGUUCCGGCAAAUGAAACUGCACCAUUUGAUUUUGGAAUCUUUCUUGAUUCUCUUAAGAAUAAUAACACGGCGUCAAUACAAUUUCCAAAGAAGUUUUUCUACUCUUAUUGGUGGGGAGUUCGAAAUCUGAGUAAUUUUGGCACAAAUUUGCAAACAAGUACUUAUGUGUGGGAAAACUGCUUUGCAAUUCUGAUUUCAAUCAUUGGCCUGCUAUUAUUCUUAUAUCUCAUUGGAAAAGUACAGACAUUUAUUUCGAUGAAAACUGCGAAUUCCGAGGAGAGAAGAAAAAAAUUCAAAUCAAAAGAGCUAGAUAUACAAAUGUGGAUGAGAAGCAAUGAUCUCAAGACAGAUAUGAUGGAAGCCAUCAGAGUACAUACAAAAAAAAAGUGGGAAGAAAUACAAGAUGCAAAUAUAGAGAACAUCUUCUCUAUUCUUCCCGUGCAAUCUCGGAAACAUCUUAAACAAUCUCUUUGCAUGGAAAUGCUGAGCAAGGUGCCAAAGCUUAGAACUCUGAAAGAUGAAGCUUUGAAACCGAUCUGCGAUUGUCUGAAGCCAGUGGUCUAUCAGGAUAAUAGCUUUGUUUUCCAAGAAGGAGAACCACUUGAUCGCAUUCUCUUCAUCAUAGAAGGCUUAAUAUGGACAUACCAGGCGGCGGGCGCUACUGAUAGUAGUAGCACUAGCCAAAAUGGAAACCGAAAAACAGGUUUCAGUUUUCUUCAGAAAGGUGGAUUUUACGGAGACGAUCAACUUCUGAGUUGGGUUAUAGCAUCACAACAGAAUCUUCCCUUAUUUAGCAACCUUCCAAUCUCCGAAGUGAAUGUGAAAUGCCAUGCAAAAGUAGAAGGCUUUGUACUCAUGGCCAAGGACUUGAAAAUUGUGGUCUCCACUAAUUACAAAGUUUAUUGGGGUCUCCACAAUUCUUCUCAGGAAAGAGAGAAGGCAUUAAUUCAAGCCGUAAAGAACGUACGGGAUCGUCGUAAAAUGCAAAAGUAGAAGGCUUUGUACUCAUGGCCAAGGACUUGAAAAUUGUGGUCUCCGUUAAAAAUUGUGGUCUCUGUUGAAGGAAGUCGACAUCUUGUGUGCCUCUUCAAACUAGGGUUUAGUCCUAGAGUUGUAAUAGGAGAAGGUUAUGGAUU